GCGCGCGGCGUUGUACGUUGUCGGAUGACGCGUUUUGUCAAAAGAACGAUGAACGGAUAGAGAGGAAGAAAAUAGGUGAAAAGUGAGAUCGGUGUAGGGGAGGGGCAGGAGGACCCUUGUAGCUCCUACACAGACGGAAAGCAAACAAACCUUCUCUAAAAACGACUUAAAUCCAAAGGAUCGCAAGCGCACCGAGAACGAAUCGGGGGAUUAUACGAGUCAGUUGGAUUCGAUUCGGUUGGAUUCGAUUCGGUUAUUCGCGCCGCUUCGCCAGCCCAGAGGCCGCAGAAAUCACCAAAUCGCCAUUAUAUGAUCCACUUCCCGGCGUCGCUACUGCCCUCCAUGUGGGUGAGGGACCUGUGCGUGUCGGGCUAUGGCGAGAAAAACAGUUAGCAGGAAAAGGAAAGCAGGGGAGCCCAAGGAACAACAGUUUGACUGGUGUCAGUCUGCACUUAAGCGUGCCCGUGUGUCAAGCUCGGCGUGUCAUGCCCAGCACUGGUGGCAGGGACGGCGGUCAGUGGUGUGCUCUGUGAGAGGGAGGGAGUUUCGCCCGCAGCAGCAACAUGAGUGGAGCUUCCAGCGGAGUUUACGCGGAUUUGCUGCCGGACGCAUCCCCACCAUCCUCAGAGAGAGAGAGUACUCCCUUGGCCGCCUCAACAAGGUGUUUGCGUCCCAGUGGCUCAACCACAGACAGGUGGUGUGCGGGACAAAAUGCAACACGCUAUUCGUGGCAGACGUCCUCUCGGGACAGAUAACAAGGAUCCCCAUGCUGAAGGACAGGGAGGGCAGGGGAGAGGUCUCGCAGGGUUUGGGUGGUGUGGGGAACCAUUUCCACAGUCCAGGAUCAGUUGGUGGUCUGGAUGCCCAGCAGGGAUGUGGCAUCCACGCCAUAGAACUGAACCCAUCUUGUACCUUGCUGGCCACUGGCGGAGACAACCCCAACAGCCUGGCAGUGUACAGACUACCCACACUCGACCCUGUCUGCGUUGGAGAUGAUGGGCACAAUGACUGGAUAUUCUCCAUUGCGUGGAUCAGUGAUACCAUGGCAGUCUCAGGAUCUCGUGACGGCUCCAUGGGUCUAUGGGAGAUAUCAGAGGACGUGCUGACUCAGGCAGAGAAGCAGCAGAAUGAGGAAGGUGUUCCCUGUUACUCCCACAUCUCUCACCGUGCUCUCAAGGACAUCCCCAAGGAGUACACCCACCCCUACAACUGCAAAGUGCGCGCACUGGCCUUCAACAACAGCCAUAAGGAGCUGGGUGCUGUUUCUUUAGAUGGAUAUUUCCAUCUAUGGAAGGCAGAAGACAACCUGUAUAAGGAGCUUUCAACCAAACUCCCUUACUGUAAGGAAAAUGUAUGUCUGGCGUACGGGCUGGACUGGUCCGUUUAUGCAGUGGGCUCUCAGGCACAUGUUUCCUUUCUAGACCCUCGGCAAUCGUCUCAAAACAUCAAAUCCGUGAGCUCCAGGGAGCGUGGCAGUGGUAUCCGCUCUGUGAGCUUCUAUGAGCAUAUAGUGACAGUAGGCACUGGCCAAGGCUCCCUGCUCUUCUAUGAUAUCAGGGCCCAGCGUUUUCUGGAUGGCAUAGGGGGAGGUGGGCACUGGAAUUGCAGUCCAGAGGGCAUUCUGAAACUCACCACAGGCAGAGGAUGGCUGAACCACGAUGAAACAUGGAGAAGCUACUUUUCAGACAUCAGCUCCUUCCCGAACGCUGUUUACACGCACUGCUACGAUGACUCUGGCACCAAACUCUUUGUGGCCGGUGGGCCCCUGUGUUCUGGUCUACACGGAAACUACGCUGGCCUCUGGAGCUAGCCUCCAUCGGUCCUCCAUUUCCCUCUCACGCACCAUGUGCUAACAGGCCAUCUUCCAUCCUCUCCACACACUUAAGAUGCUCACUCACUUCCUGUUAAACUUUGGUCCAAGACAUUUUCUAUUUUUCAAAGGACUCAGGAGCAUAGAUGUGAUUUUCUUCCCUUUUUGUGUGUGUUCUUAUGUCUCUAAAUUUUCAUUAACCUGUUGUACUCUUGAAUCCAUCUGUUUUUGUAUGGAAAAAAACAGGAUAAAAGGAGAGAUGUGACCGCCAAUGAGGCCUGACCUCCCGAAGGAGUUCAUUCAGUUCCGAAUGGAUGGAUGUGUUCGGAGAACUGUGAAAUAGUGUAAAAAUAUAUUGAAAUAUGUAACGUCUCUCUGGGCAGUGGGUUUAUGCCCUUUUUUUUUUUUUUUUUUUUUUUUCAUAUAAAGAGUUAGUUCAUCCAAAAAUGAAAAUUCUAUCAUCAUUUACUCAUCCUUAUGUUGUUCCAAACCUGUAUGGCUUUCUUUCUUCCCUUGAACACAAAAGGAGAUGUUAAGCAGAACGUCAACAAUAAUAGUGAAUGGUGGCUGAGGCUAACAUGCAGAAUAACAUCUAAUUAAGAUCUUCUUUUGUGUUUCACAGACGAAAGUUAGUUAUACGUAUAUGGAACAACAUAAGGGUGAGUAAAUGAUGAAGGAUUUUUUUUUGGUGAACUAUCCCUUUAAGACUUUUUAUUUUAAGAUUGCCAUGUUUAGUUUGUUUUUGGUGUGUUUUUCGAAGACCAGGCGAUAAGCCCCCCCUUCUUGGCUCAUAAACAGUGGUUUAAGAUGGCAUUGUGGACAUUUAAAUGGCUGAGAAGAGGGAUUUGGAGACGAUUAUUGGUGAAAUGAACAGACAGCUUGACCUUUAACCUCACUGUGUAUUAUUGGCCACUGAUGGACUGAGGUCAAGACUGCGAAUAUAUGAAGAAAACUGAGAAUCAAAUGUGGACAUGAGUCGGACAGCAGUCAAUAAAGACUCGCCAGUUGUUUUUAAUUUUCCCUUUAUAUGUUCUGAAAUAAUGGCAGAGAGAGUCCACCGUAGGAAAUCACAGAUACUGUUUGUGUUCUGUUUGACGUGUCUUGAAAAAUGCCCCGUUUAUUGCUGAUUCUAUACUAACACACGUAAUCUGGAUUGCAUUUUUUCCCUCUAUAACAUUUGAUAUUAUUUAUUUUGUAUUGUUACCAUCACUAGCACUCAUGAAGUUCAGAUAAAAUCAUAUUUGUUGUUUUCUCCUCUGCUUAAAGGCAGGGCAGUGUUGUGUGACAUUGUUGCCUUUCCAGAGUCUUUCUGUGAAAGACUGUUGCAGAUUGAAUUUGUUUUGACUUUUUUUUGUUUUUUGUUUUUUUACAUAAAAUUCUUAGUGGCAUCAUCACAAAAUUAUUAGAACAAUGGACAUCGGAACAGGGAAUAUAUAUUAAGCAGAAAUAAACCAUCACUUUUAAAAUGUUUUUUAUAUAUAAAUGUAAAUUUGGAAUCUAAUAGAGGGAGAAUACAGUUUAUGUAAAUGUCAGAGGAUAUAUAUGUGCGUGCGUGUGAGUGAGUGAGUGAACUAAUCUGUCAGUAUUUUGGUGUUGACCUUUUUUAUACUCACUUCAUGAAUGUUUGUACAGAUCACAAGUGUAAAGAUAAUGUACGAUAUCAAAACAAGCAAAAGAAACGGCAACAAAAACUUGAGACAUUCUUCAAGGAGAAAAUGAAUAAAAAUGUAUUGAUGUAUUUUUGUUCAA
Myxocyprinus asiaticus (Chinese sucker) is the source of this 3559-nucleotide messenger RNA. RefSeq names its product DDB1- and CUL4-associated factor 12-like. NCBI's taxonomy places the organism in Eukaryota, Metazoa, Chordata, Actinopteri, Cypriniformes, Catostomidae. The transcript has 9 exons. Gene Ontology annotation, molecular function: protein binding. Gene Ontology annotation, cellular component: Cul4-RING E3 ubiquitin ligase complex. The coding region runs from base 374 to 1810 and encodes 478 amino acids. The record is from RefSeq and is a predicted model, not a curated record.